AUGGAGGUGUAUGAUCCUCCAACUCGGCCCUUUGAGAUCUACACUCAGGGCUACUGGUACGCUGUUGCUGCCGCCGUCUUCUACUUCGUGUGCUCGGUGCUGCUGAUGAUCAACAUGCUGGGCUACUACCUUGGUCAUUAUCCGGACCACUUCGCCUUGAGUGACAGUCAGCGCACAUUGAUUCUGCAGACCAUGUUCUUCUUCAUCUGGAUGGCUGGUGGGGCCGCCAUGUACUCGAGGAUCCAGACCGAUGCUGGAGAGGCCCAGUGGACUUUUCCCAACUCGCUCUACUUCUGCUACGUCACCAUUCUGACCGUCGGCUUUGGAGACCUGGUCGCUACCACUGACCUAGGAAGAGGUCUUCUCUUCCCAUACUCGGUAGGCGGCAUCAUCACGCUCGCUCUUGUCGUAUCCUCUCUGUAUCGCGCGGCCCGGGAGCUAGGACAGGACCACAUUGUGCAGAAGCAUCUCAAGCGCAGACGCGAGCAAGCUCUCGCCCUGACGGCUACAAAUUCCGACGACUACCGACACCUCCAGCACCAGGUCGUUCGCCGUGGUACAUUUGGCAGACUGAAAAUCAGCGCACCCACUGAGCCACGGCCUUAUCGCACUGCAAUGGGGAACAGCGUUCAGCACGCCGCUGCGUUCCCUCGGCACUUUGCUGUCCCACCUCGACUGGACCGCAAACCGCGUCUGCUGUUGCUUAAGGAGGAGAGAGAUCGAUUCGAUGCGAUGCGCAGGAUUCAAGCGGACGGCAAGAGGUUCAAACGAUGGAUGGCUCUCUUCUGGUCAGUCACCACCUUCUUGAUCCUGUGGUGUGUAGGAGCUGUUGUCUUCUGGCAGACAGAGCAGGACACGCAGGGCAUGACGUAUUUCCAGGCUCUGUACUUCUGUUACAUAUCUCUCCUGACCAUUGGAUACGGCGAUCUCUCACCCAAGUCAAACUCCGGCCGCUGCUUCUUCGUCAUCUGGAGCCUCAUCUCUGUGCCCACCAUGACGAUCCUCGUCUCGGAUCUGGGUGACACCGUCGUCGCCAAAUUCAAGAAAUGGAGCAGCAUCGUAGCAGACUUCACCGUCCUGCCCAAACGCGGCAUCUGGCAACCCUUUGUCGAUAAGACCCCGUGGCUGCAACAGCGCAUGCAGGACCGCAAAGCGAAACGGCGCGUGCGUGAGGGCUUCAGCACCGCGGACCCCGGCGGCAGCCCAGCCUCCGACGACAGCCCAGCCUCCGACGACGGUCCAGCCUCCGACGACAACGAUGUAGAACUCGCUGCCGACGCCACCCAAAUCGCAAACCCGGACAUCGCCAGCCUCGCCGAGGAAGCCGAGACCGACCUCGUGCACGCGCCGUCCCAAGCCUCGCUCUCGCGCCGCAUCGCGCUCGCCAUCAAAAAGGUAUCCCUCGACCUGCGUCUCGACGUGCCAAAGCGGUACUCGUACGAGGAGUGGGUCGAGUUCACGCGCUUGAUCCGGUACACGACGCCGCGGCGACUGAACCGCGUGCUCGGCACGACGCUGAACGAGAUCGAGGACGACGAGGGGCUGGUCAACUGGGACUGGCUGGGUGAGCACAGCCCGAUGGUUGCGGGCGUCCGCGAGAGCGAGUGGCUGCUUGAGAGGCUUGUGGAGAGCCUGAUCCGGCUCGAGAAGAGGCGGGAGAUUGCUUGCGACCACGGGGAUCUGGCGGGGGUCAGGGAUAUGGAGGGACGUCCAUACGGAUCUCCAGAUUCGACGUAUUUGCUAGGCACCGACGCAGUCCUCGUCCGUAACUUGCUGUCGGCACAACGUUGA
This is a messenger RNA of Didymella exigua CBS 183.55, 1791 nucleotides long. Its product is annotated as voltage-gated potassium channel. Gene Ontology annotation, molecular function: potassium ion leak channel activity. The coding region runs from base 1 to 1791 and encodes 596 amino acids. Gene Ontology annotation, cellular component: membrane. The transcript is spliced from 4 exons. NCBI's taxonomy places the organism in Eukaryota, Fungi, Ascomycota, Dothideomycetes, Pleosporales, Didymellaceae. The record is from RefSeq and is a predicted model, not a curated record. Gene Ontology annotation, biological process: potassium ion transmembrane transport; stabilization of membrane potential.